Molecule: messenger RNA, 327 nt
Organism: Prorocentrum cordatum
Lineage: Eukaryota; Dinophyceae; Prorocentrales; Prorocentraceae
Source: the annotation of a GenBank genome assembly
GAUCCAGACAUGAAGAGCGGCUUCUGGAAGGUCUGCAUCAGCCUCGGUAUGUCGGAGGACUUGUCUCGCAAAUCACAAUGGAAAACAUGGAAACAAAUGAUGGAGAAAUACACGGAGAGCGAAGUGGAAGAGAUGGUGGAGCACGGCUCCAUCAAGGUUCGCAAGAACCCGCGCAACCCGACGCGCAAGCAGUGGCUGGACCACGACGAGGCCCACACGAAGUCGUUCAGGCGCCGCAGGGAGGACACGCUGGAGGGCUCGAAGGCGAUCACUGGGGACGAGUUCAAGCAGCUGCAUCAGGACAUGACCAAGAAGAAGAUGAUCACC